Molecule: messenger RNA, 201 nt
Organism: Soboliphyme baturini
Lineage: Eukaryota; Metazoa; Nematoda; Enoplea; Dioctophymatida; Soboliphymatidae
Source: the annotation of a GenBank genome assembly
AUGUUGACGUAUGACGAACAUGCGCACGAGACCGAACCCGAACCCGAACCCGAACCCGAACCGGAGUCGACUCUGUUGUCCGUGUGCCAAUGUGCCAACUUCACAGACCCGCUCAAACCUACGAACCAAUCGAUAACGACGUUGUCGCCUAACCGGAUUGGUUGCCGGUCUACUGAUUGGCGACCGUUCAAAACGGUGUAA